GAUUCCGGAAAUUAUUUUGUUAGAGGACCCAUCACAGCCCUUGCCGUCUCGGUUGCGUCGACGGAUAGUUUAAAAAAUAUUGGAUGCGCACGUAAGCUACGGAGAGGGUCUCCGACAGGCUUUCCGUGUCUACGUACAGCACUUUACGGAGGACUUUAAACCGGCCUUUACAAAAUAUUGAAUGCGCACGUAGAGCUACGGAGAGGGCUCUCCUUGCCAAGUAGGCCUACGUACAGCACUUUACGGAGGAAUAUAAACCAGCCAGAGUUUUUCGGAGGCCUUCGGUCUCGAUUUGCUGCCGCAUAAGGUAGAUCAAAUACCGCGUUUGUUCCUCGCUAAAGCCGUCCUCAUUUGAUAUUAUAGCCAUCAGUGUGGCAUCCGGAACACACCAUAAAACCAAAGUAAAAUGACAACGCCCCAACUUGACCAGUGUUUGGGCAGCCAAUCGCAAAGGGGUAGUCUGUCUGGCGGAAUGCACACGGGCGGAAGCGGAACCACUAGGCAGCGGGGUUACUCGAGUUCGCUCCUUGAACACCGGCUGGAUCCUCCUGUCACAACAAUACGCGGGUCACCGUCGAGAAACCAUCGAGAUAUUUCGGAAUUUGAAGAGACCAAGUCAAAAUUCGCAUCAUGUGGAUCUUCAUGGUCAUGAUAAGUUUAGCUGUCUCUUAUAAUUCUGGCUAUCCUGCUAUUACGUUCGGACCUUGUCCCCGGGAUGAAUACAGAGUCGGAUUUGAAUGUUGCCCUUUAUGCCAUCCUGGAUCGUAUUUUGUAAAGGACUGCACAGAGAGCAGCAUUACAAAGUGCUCAAGGUGCUCCGGUGGUACUUUCAAAGAAGGCCUUGAUUUGAAGAAGGAAUGCUCUACCUGUACAAAGUGUGACGCAGGUCUCGGUCUGAAGGUGAAGAAGUCGUGUUCAUCAACAUCAGAUGCUGUGUGUGAGGUCCUGGAUGGAUUCUUCUGUAGUGACUCUAACGGAGGUGGAUGUAGGACCGCUCAGAGACACACGGUUUGCAGUCCUGGUCAAUACAUCGGUCAAAGAGGAACAGCAGAUAAAGACACAGAGUGCCUUCACUGUACUGAUGGAACAUUCUCAAAUGGCACAUCAACGUCUUGUCAGAACCACACAAAGAUAGGAUAUACACUACACACCCUGAAACUAAACCUGUUGUCUGGUCCUUCUCAUUUCAGAUGGGAAUCUGUGGGACUGAAUUCAGGAACUGAUUCAACUGAUUCAGAAUGUGGAGAACCUGUGGCAGGAAUAAUACCAGGAGUCCUGCUGGUAAUUGCUUUAAUGGCUUUGAUAAUCAAAGCCAUUAUUCACAGGAAGAAUAAAAGAGGGAUUUACUCUCCUGCACUAACCAGGGACCAACAAGAUCAUCCCACAACUAUCCCUGCUGCCCCUAUGGAUGAUCAUGAUGGUGACCAGAGUCUGGGUCCCCCUCAAGUCCCACAUAAUGGAUCUGUCUCACUCCCACAACAUCCUGAGGACACUCAGACUGUCCUCUUCAGGACAGACGGAGGACAGGAUCUCUGUCCCCCUCACUCUGGGUCCCCCCUCCCCCUCCCGGCCCACCCCCCUCACUCUGGUGCCCCCCUCCCCCUCCCGGUCCACCCCCCUCAGUCUGGGUAGCAGGGAUGGAAAUUAACACCCGCCACACGCCAUUUGCCCGUGGAUUUGUUUGGUGGCGGGUGAAUUGUGUCACUUCACCCGCCACUGUGUCGGGUAAUACUUUCAAGUAAGGUCAGAUCAAAUUUGCAUAUUUAAUACUGUAAUGACCUCGCCGGUGACAUAACGAUGUCCAGUCAUAAGUAUUUGAAGGAACUUUAAUGCACUACUAGUAACGUUACAACUUAAGUUAUGGUGGUGCAACCAAAAUUUAGAACAUCUUUAGUUUGACACUAGCUACGUCGAGCGUAGGGUUAAGGCGGACUUUACACCCGAACUUAUGAUCGGCUUUACGUUCUGCUGGUGCAACCGACUGCAGGUCACUGAAACCCAUAACCAACGGCAACAAUCCACACAAACAACAACCGGUUACCAGGGAAACCCCCAACCCGGCUCCUUCAACGUGCAAGCCCCCCACCCUCCUGUUCUCCCAAGCCCCUCCCCCAGCUGACCUGAUGAUUCGCCCCCCACACUGAUUGACAAGGAGAACAUUCCAAUGCAUGCACAUCGAACAACUGGCAUAUUAAGCCCAGUUCAGACCAAAGAUUCACGGACUAAAGAAAAACAAAACUAACGGACAACGAAAUACAAUGCAACACAAACUCUUUAAAUGUCCCAGGGUCGCUGCAAUACAUUCGUCAUACGGCGCUGCCCAGUUCCACAACCAUUACCGUCAACAUCCGACAUCAUGGUGAACAUCGGACAGUGGGCAACACCGUGACUGGCUGGUGUUUGACGGGACGAGCAAGAGAAUGUUCUGUGCUCUCUGUCAUAAACAUGCUUCCAAUGGCCACAGGUCCAAUAGUUUUGUGAGGGGGACACAAAACCUAAAAUUAGAAGCCGUGAAAGACCACGAGUCUAGAAGACCAGACUUCAUGGAGGGGUAGAAGAAAACUGAGGAGUGCCUCUGAUACCUCAGAAUCAGAUUCUGAUGAGUGACUGUCAACAGGUUUUUUUAUGGCGAGACUUUGUGUGUCUGGUGCCCCCCUCCCCCCCUCAGUCCACCCCCCUCACUCUGGUGCCCCCCUCCCCCUCCCGGCCCAACCCCCUCACUCUGGGUCCCCCCUCCCCCUCCCAGUCCACCGCCCUCAGUCUGGGUCCCCCUCCCCCUCCCAGUCCACCCCCCUCAGUCUGGGUCCCCCCCCCUCCCUGUCAGCCUACAGGACAGCCAACAUUGAGAUGGGUCCAGUCCAUUGAGGGAGCACCAGACCCACUGUUCUGUAGGUGGUUCUCCAAUGUGUUCACCCCUAUGUUCUUAAUAAGUCUGAGUAAGGCCGGGUGUUGAACGUUCGAUACUAUAUCAUUACCAUUCUAAUCAUUACCUUGCCUUCUAUGCUGUAUUAAGAGAUAGGUGUGAUAGUCUUUGGUGAGUCUUCUGAUGACUCUUGUUUCUUGAGAAGAUCAUCCGAUGUUCUUUUUGCCUUUAUUUUACUUAUUUUAAAAUAUUUUCUUUUUGAAAUUUGAUUUUAUUGUAUGACUGUUUCUACGUGAAGCACUUUGAGUCGGCCUCAUGUAGUUGCCUUGUCUUAUGUACAGUUUGUUCAAGGACCUAUUUCGCCCCUGGCGGGAAGAGGCUGUACCGUUGUCCUCAGAGUAAUAACAUGAUGUGUGAAUAGGACCAAAGUUGGGCGGUAGAAGCCACGUGUGGACGGUGUUAGAUAAUAACUGCCUUUGAGCUCAUGGGAGAAAUCAGUGAGACUAUGAAAACGGUUUGCCAAUGCUGGAAAAACCUUGUUAAACGGCUGAUGUUGUCCACCAACUCGGCUUCGUAUUCUAAAUAACAAUCUUUGGCGGUUUCCUGAACUCUUUCAGUGUCUGUGUUGUACCACAUACAUUAAUAUUUGUACAGGAACAGCAAAUAAGGACACUUUAAGGCACUGAAUGAACAGUCUCGUAUGCUAUAUAAAUGUGUAUUUAUUUUUAUUAUUGAAGAAAAAUAAAGAUGUAUAUUUAUUCAAACGA
Messenger RNA from Gadus morhua (Atlantic cod), 3630 nucleotides. Its product is annotated as tumor necrosis factor receptor superfamily member 14-like. Gene Ontology annotation, cellular component: membrane; external side of plasma membrane. NCBI's taxonomy places the organism in Eukaryota, Metazoa, Chordata, Actinopteri, Gadiformes, Gadidae. The transcript is spliced from 7 exons. Gene Ontology annotation, molecular function: protein binding; transmembrane signaling receptor activity. The coding region runs from base 631 to 1632 and encodes 333 amino acids. The record is from RefSeq and is a predicted model, not a curated record. Gene Ontology annotation, biological process: positive regulation of T cell migration; defense response to Gram-positive bacterium; immune response.